Molecule: messenger RNA, 3294 nt
Organism: Mytilus trossulus (common blue mussel)
Lineage: Eukaryota; Metazoa; Mollusca; Bivalvia; Mytilida; Mytilidae
Product: mucin-5AC-like
Exons: 9
Coding region: 1-3294 (1097 amino acids)
Source: RefSeq, a predicted model, not a curated record
AUGUCUUGUCAAACUGCAUACCAAGUUCCAAUAUUAUUAUGCCAGUGCAACGGCACCGAUGGGAUUAUUGAGGCAAAUUUAUUCACGACAAUAACUGUUCAGUCACCAGGAUACAGUAAUGGAUACAACAGAAAUCUUUCAUGCAAAUGGAGAAUACAUUCGGAAUUUUUGGAAAGUAAAGUCUACAUAAAUGCUCAUUUUGUUGGGUUGCAGACGGUUAAUGAUGCUGUUCAUGUAAAUGCAGAAACAAAUGAGACAGUAGAUUUGAUUAUUGAUAGCAGCGAUAAUCCUUCAGCAGACAGAACUGUGGUAAUUACUAGACAAACCAAUAUCAUAUCGAUAGUGUUUACAACUGACGAUGAUAUUGGAAACGAUGGAUCAGGAUUUGAAAUUCAAGUCAUGAUAGCCAAAGAUUUCUCAGGGACAGGUUGCCCGGGACCAUCUUUUCUGGACGCAACAGAUACAGAACAAUACAUAACGAGUCCUAACUUUCCGGACACGUAUGGGAAAAAUGUUGAUUGUGAAUGGACUAUUACAUCCUCUCCUACCUCAGAGGUCAAUAUUUCUGUUGUCGUUGUUAACCUUGAUUUUGGAGGAUCUACUUGUUAUCAUUAUUUACGAAUUGAGGGUCAUGGAGACUUCUGUCAGCCGUUUGACAGUGGAAACGUUGAUAACUAUCUAUACAGUGCACCAGAAAUAAGUGUUUUAUUUCAUAGUGACAACUUUAAUCCGAAAACUGGAUUUGUAAUCAAGUUUAUCAAAAACAACUUAGCAUUAGAAGAAACCACAACUGAGAUCACCUCUACACCGACUGCCUUAGAUACAUCAACUAUUUAUUCAACGGAACAAACUUCUACAGCUGUAACAACUGAACAAACGACAACAGAAGAUUAUACAACUAUGAUGACAACACAGGAAACGACAACGGAAAUUAAAACAAAGGCGACAACAAAUAAGCCAACUACAACAGUGGAAGCAACGACAACAGAAGUCACAAGUAAGCCCACAACGACAUUAGAAAUUACGACAACAGUACUCACUAGUAAGCCGACAACGACCGUGGAAGUCACGACAACAGAUGUUACAAGUAAGCCAACAACAACAAUGGAAGCAACGACAACAGAAGUCACAAGUAAGCCCACAACGACAUUAGAAAUUACGACAACAGUACUCACUAGUAAGCCGACAACGACCGUGGAAGUCACGACAACAGAACUCAAUAGAAAGCCGACAACGACGACCGAUGCCACAAUAAUAGAAUUCAGUAGUAAGCCGACAACGACGAUCGUAGCCAUAACAACAGAAAUCAAUAGUUAUCCGACAACGACGAUCGAAACCACGACAACAGAACUCACAAGUGCACUGACAACGACGAUGGAAGCCACGACAACAGAGGUCACAAAAAAGCCGAAAACAAGGGUGGAAGUUACGAGUAAGCCGACAACCUCGGAUCUAACUUACACCAUGGAAAGCACAACAGCAGAAGUCACAAGUAAGUACACAAUCACAGAUCCAACUACUACAAUAGAAGCUAUGAUGAAAACACAAGAAACGACAACAGGGAUAACAACAAAAGCCACAACAGAUAAGCCAACUACAACAAUAGAUGUCAUGACAACAGAAGUCACAAGUAAGUCGACAACGACGGUGGCAGCAACGACAACAGAAGUCACAAGUCAGCCGACAACGACGAUGGAAGUCACAAAAACAGAAGUUACAAGUAAGCCGACAACGACGAUGGAAGCCACGACAACAGAAGUAACAAGUAAGCCGACAACGACGGUGGAAGUCACGACAACAGAACUCACUAGUAAGCCGACAACGACGACCGAGGCCACAAUAACAGAAUUCAGUAGUAAGCCGACAACGACGAUCGUAGCCACAACAACAGAAAUCACUAGUUAUCCGACAACGACGAUCGAAACCACGACAACAGAACUCACAAGUACACUGACAACGACGAUGGAAGUCACGACAACAGAGGUCACUAAAAACCCGAAAACCACGGUGGAAGUUACGAGUAAGCCGACAACCUCGGAUCUAACUAACACCAUGGAAAGCACAACAGCAGAAGUCACAAGUAAGUACACAAUCACAGAUACAACUAUUACAAUAGAAGCUAUGAUGAAAACACAAGAAACGACAACAGGGAUAACAACAAAAGCCACAACAGAUAAGCCAACUACAACAAUAGAUGUCAUGACAACAGAAGUCACAAGUAAGUCGACAACGACGGUGACAGCAACGACAACAGAAGUCACAAGUCAGCCGACAACGACGAUGGAAGUCACAAAAACAGAAGUUACAAGUAAGCCGACAACGACGAUGGAAGCCACGACAACAGAAGUAACAAGUAAGCCGACAACGACGGUGGAAUUCACGACAAAAAAAGUCACAAGUCCGCUCAAAACGACUUUGAAAGCCACAAAAAUAGAAGAUACAAAUACACCGACAACAACAAUUGCAAUCAAGACAACAGAGGUCACAAUGAAGCCGACAACCACGGUGGAGGUCACAAGUAAUACAACAACCAAAGAUCCAACUACAACAAUGGAAAUCACUACAACAAAAGUCACAAGUAAGUACACAACCACGGUUCCAUCUACAGCAAGUAAACUGACAACGACGAUAGAUGCCAUGACAACAGAAUUCACAAGUGAGCCGACAACAACGGUGGAAUCAGCGACAACAGAUGACACAAGUAAGCCGACAAGAACGAUAGAAUCAACGACAACAGAAGUCACAAGUAAGCCGACAACGACGGUGGAUUCAACGACAACAGAAGUCACAAGUACGCCGACAACGACGAUAGAAAACAAGACAACAGAAGUCACAAUUGAGCAGACAUCAAUGGUGAAAUCAAUGACAACAGAAGUCAAAAAUUUACCUGUCACAGUGAUAUCAGAUUCAGCGCUUAUUGGAAUUGUUAUGGGAACUUUAGUUACAAUGUUUGCACUUAUUUCAACUGUAGGCGUUGUGAUUUAUACGUGUCUCUUAAGACGGCAUAACAUCUAUUCAAAACGUAUCAGAGAUGGAAAUGAGCUAUUCUCAAAAUAUAAGCCUUCUUCGUAUUACGAACAGCCGUCAAAUUCAACUCAGAUAGUGAUUCCUUGUAGGUGGGUUUCGAUGUGGGACGCAUUCCAAAUGCCAGGAUAUAAUCCUACAUUCCAGCGAGGUAGUAAAACGGUGAAAAGGGAGAAAGAUGUUCCAAAAUGGAUACAAAUGUUGGACGACUUGGAAAAAUCUGGUUGUUUGCAAACAUUUUGGCAGGAUACAAAUUUCCAUAAGACAUAA